Molecule: messenger RNA, 8378 nt
Organism: Trichechus manatus latirostris (Florida manatee)
Lineage: Eukaryota; Metazoa; Chordata; Mammalia; Sirenia; Trichechidae
Gene: TMX4
Product: thioredoxin related transmembrane protein 4
Exons: 8
Coding region: 227-1282 (351 amino acids)
Cellular component (GO): endomembrane system
Molecular function (GO): disulfide oxidoreductase activity
Source: RefSeq, a predicted model, not a curated record
GGCGUGGCCUCGGCGGGCCCGCGCCGAUAAGAGGCAGUGUCGGCCGUUAGCGUCUGGAGCAGGUCCCGUGAGCGCAGCGGGGAGAAGGCAGGUUGCACCGGCCUGCUUUCUUCUCAGACCUCCUUGGAAGGCCCUGGCGGUCGGGCCUGGACGUUGGCAGGCGGGCCGCGGACGAAGCGGCCGCCCCGCCGCUUCCUUUCCUCACACCCCCUGCCUAGGAGCCAACAUGGCGGGCGGGCCUUGCGGCCCGCUGCAGACGGUGCUCCUGGCCGUCUUGUUCGCAGCGGUGGUGGUGGCGGCGGCCGAACCUGAGCAGGCCGCGCCGCCGGCGGAGCGGAGCCUGGUCCAGCCCAUGACCGCCUCCAACUGGACGCUGGUGAUGGAGGGCGAAUGGAUGCUGAAAUUUUAUGCCCCUUGGUGUCCAUCUUGCCAGCAGACCGAUGCCGAAUGGGAGACAUUUGCCAGGAAUGGUGAAAUACUUCAGAUUAGCGUGGGGAAGGUAGAUGUCAUUCAAGAACCAGGUUUGAGUGGCCGCUUCUUUGUCACCACACUACCAGCAUUUUUUCAUGCAAAGGAUGGGAUUUUCCGCCGUUACCGGGGCCCGGGAAUCUUCGAAGACUUGCAGAAUUAUAUCGUAGAGAAGAAAUGGCAAUCAGUUGAGCCUCUGACUGGCUGGAAAUCCCCGGCUUCUCUAACAAUGUCUGGAAUGGCUGGUCUUUUUAGCAUCUCUGGCAAGAUAUGGCAUCUUCACAACUAUUUCACAGUGACUCUUGGAAUUCCUGUUUGGUGUUCUUAUGUCUUUUUCGUCGUAGCCACCUUGGUUUUUGGCCUUUUCAUGGGUCUGGUCCUGGUGGUAAUAUCAGAAUGUUUCCAUGUACCACGUCCCAGGCAUUCAUCUGACCGUUCUGAGCAGAAUCAGACAUCAGAGGAGGCUCAGAGGGCUGAACAGUUGCAGGAUGCAGAGGAGGAAAAAGAUGAUUCAAAUGAGGAGGAAAACAAGGACAGCCUUAUAGACGAGGAGGAGGAGGAGAAAGAAGACCUGGGAGAUGAGGACGAAGUGGAAGAAGAAGAGGAGGAGGACAACUUGGCUGCUGGUGUAGAUGAGGAGAGGAGUGAGGCCAAUGACCAGGGGCCUCUGAGAGAGGGCAGCGUGGCUGAGGAAGAAGUGGGACCGGAGAAGACCGAAGGGGACAUUCCUGAGCAGCCCUCUUCAGCUGACACACAAAUGGCGGGAGACUCGUUGAGGCAGCGCAAAAGUCAGCACGCUGAUAAGGGACCAUAGGCUUUAUGAAGGUUUUUCCAGUAAUAGAGACCAAGGGAAUGAGUCCCUUUCCCUCUGGUCUGCAGUUUAAACCAAAUCUUUACUUCUUCUUGAAUGAACACCCUUCUCUCUUAAAAGGAUCCCAAGUCAUGUGGUCUCAAGGCAUUAAGCCUCAUGUAUAUUAAUGAGAAUCUUUCAAGCAUGAUAAUCAGGAAACAGACAAAUGUGGUGUUAGGGUCUGUUUGGGGACUAACGACGGGAACAAGUUUAUUUACUCGGGGCUGGAGAGUCUUGGCAAGAGGAGGCAAUCCCAGCUCCCCAUUAGCCCCUGCUAGAAAUUACAGGCUGCAGACUCCAUAAAAUGAAAGCAAAGCGUCCUUUCCUCCUGAGCAUCCUCAAAAGGGUAGCAGAAGUCUUGCUUCCUCUGCUUGUCUAAGUAUUUAUUUUUGUCAAACUUUGUAAGAAACAUCAAGCAGCAUAUUGUAGGAACACUUUAAGAGAUUGAAAUUGAGAGGGCUUGGAUAGUAUUUUGGAAAGGAGCUUGGAAGCCAUCCCAAUCCUCUAAAUCACCUUUGUUAUCCUUUAUUUCUUAUCUUUAAUUUUUUUCCAACUCUUUCUACAUGGACUUGUUGGUUCCGGCACUCUUCACAGUCCCCGCUUAGUGAUGGGACUGAGCCACCAGUCAAGUUCAUGUCAGCUGUGUUUAUUCUGACUUAAGGGUUUAGAUAAUCAGGAACCACAGCCUGUGAAGCCAUGACUGCCGUGGAAUGUUGUAACCUUCAGCGAUUCAAAAGGAGGUGGGAAUUUUACAGGCGAGGUUUUCUUUUUUUUGCCAAAAUGUGUAAUUUUUUUUCAAAGUGUUCCUUUAUCAGUAUUGUUUUUGCAGCCAAGAGUCCCCUACAGCUUUCCAGUACAAGGUGGCCUUUUGCAGAAAACUUGAAUACUGUUUUAUUUUUGUUCCUAUCUCAAGGGGUUCUCUGGACCCUAAAUCACUUUGAUAAUAACUGCAAAACCACUUCUGGUUUUCCUUCAGCGAUGUGCUUUUGGGGAAAGAAUUAAUGAAAGUCAGUACCUGAAAAUGAAAGAUUUAGGGUCUUUUCUUUCUUCCUUAAUUUUCUAAAUAAUUGUAUCUUUGUAAAUCUCUCACUACUCAAUCUACUAAAAGUAGCAGGGGAUCCAAUUUCUUAAAAAAAAAAACAAAACCCAUGUAUGUAAAUUUUCUCAUACCUGAUUUAUGUCUUAGAAUAAAUUCAGAAAAUAAGAUCCCAAGCUUAAGAAAGAUGCCUAAAGUUGACUCUCUGCCUCUUGAGUCAGAAUAAUACGGAAUGCAGGCUUAUGAAAUUCAGAAGGCUUCUGUCAUUUUUAAAAUGAAUAUGCAGUAUGCUUCUGUCUGGCUAUUUAGAUAACCCUUUCCUUGUACUAACUACAGUAGGGCUCAUGGCGGGGUUCUGAAGCUCUCUGCCCUCCUGUGGUUGAAUGAUGCUAUUGCCAUUUUAAUAUCCCAGCAAAAGGUAGGGCUUGUUUUGCCAGAAUCUGAUUUUUAGAGAUGGUUAUUCUUCAUCCAAGUCAGUUACCUGACAGCCUCCUUCCCUAGUAAGGUAAGGUUCAUUAAGAGGCUCCAGUCAUUGUGCUCCUCAGCACAGCAGUGGGACAUUGAGUUUGAAGCCAUCAUAGCACUGAUGGACUGGAGAAUCUUGACGUGCCCAUUUCCUGCCCCUGCCGCCAUGUAGUGCUCUGACACCUUGCCCGUCGCACCAUUGUGGCGGUGGCUCUGUCUCCUGAUAUCCGGAAGCCUGUCUGGGUCAGAGCUGAGCAGGGCCUGCCCUCCUGUCACUGGGUUUUUUUCUCAUGAUCAGCUGAAACAACGUUUUCAAAUAUCAAUAAGCUCAAAGUUAGAGGUGUAGAAUAAGAAAGGUUUUGUAGUUUGGCUUUUCUUUAUAGUGCCUUUCCUAAAGUUGAAAUAGUGAUUUUCUUAAUGGAAUAUUUGACUAGAGUGGAGGAAAUGAAGAAAUAAAAUCGACCUUGGCUUUUUAUAAAUUUAAGGCCAAUUUCCAACUGAACUCCAAAUAAUAUCUAAUUGUAGAAUAAGAAAAAUAUCUUUUCUAUCUCAGGAUUACUUUAAAAAUUGGAGGGAGGGGAGAAAAACAUUUUUGGAGAAGCAGAUACAUUAAAAGUUUAGGUAUCUGGUUAUGGGAACCAUUUUACCUCAUUUUCCUUAUUUUUAUUAUCCUGACAAAACAUGGGUUUUUCAUGAAGCACCUGAUCAGUACACAUCUAAUUUCUUUUACACUUGAGGCCUUUAGGUUUGUUUUCAGUACUUAAUAUAAAAUUAAUGGAAAAAAAUUCAAUCUAAAAUAAUUUAAAUCCAAAAUUAUAUCAACAUUUCAAUAAGAUUUUAUGGAUAUCUAAUCCCAAGGUCAAGUACAUGGGAACAUGAUUUUGACUUAAAAGAUAAUCAUGCUUUCCUCUAUUGCAAUAUCAGUUGUUAGAGAAUAGUAUUUUGUGUAAAUGAAAAUUAGGUGGAGUCAAUAAAAGUAACUGUGUGUUUUGGAAUGGGGGUGCAGUGGUUUAUGGGUGAGUCGUGGAGUAGGGUGCCUUUUCAUUGAUUAGAGGGAAAGUUUGAAACUUCUUGCCACUUUCAUUAGUUCCUUUCCUUACUCAUCUAUUGUUAGAUUUGAUAAAUCCCAGCUUGCUUAGAGAUCUCCUAUGGAAGCCACAUACAUAUCCCACCGUUUUUCUCCCUGUGAAGUCUGAGCACUGAGUGGCUAACGGGGCCUGGCACAGUGUGGGUGCAUGCUGACAACCCAGUCUUGUGCUCAUAAUCAGUCAGAUACUGGCUCCUUUAUCCACAUAAAGGAAGUCAAAGUAACUACUGUAUUAAAAAGUAAACCAAACUUUGGCAGGGUUGGUCUUUGACAGUGGAUAAAACCAGUGUUGGCUUUUUACUGACAAACCGUGUCAAUAGCUGUGACAUGGCUACAUGAGGUGGGUACGUGUAAUUCUGCAGAGCCUGCAUGCUGUAACACCUUUGGUGUAGAUGAUAAAGAUGUCUUUGAAGGUGAAUAUGUAGCCUGUGACUUUUUAUAGCUAGGUCCUUCAGGAGUGGAGGGGAUAUGUUGCUUUUACAUGAUAGGACAUUAAAGAGUCAAAAAAAAAAAGAAAAGAUAGAGUAAACCUGAGAUGUCAGCCUAAAACCUUCAAUUGGCAUGAAGCAAGAGAAAGAAGGGGGAGAGGGAUGCUUUUGCUAGUGUGUAUCAAUAGUGUAUCUAUGUAUGAUCUCCAUCUCAGUGUUGAAGUGUUGUUUCUGCUAGUAUUAUAAACCUGUGGCUGGCACAUCCUGUCAAACAUACCAGUGCUUUGGAAAGUAUUCAUAUAUAUCUUUCGUGCCAACAGAAAUGUUCCUUGUUGUUAAUACCUCUUUACCUCAGUCCUAGCUUUUGAUCCUCUUGAGAAAAUAAUAGUUGGUCUUGAAAAAGCCAAAUGUGAAAUCAGCAAGUGUGAUGAAGUCCAAUGGGGCAGCUGUUUGAGCAGCUUUUCAAAGAGGUUCAGACUAAAGGCCUCUGAUACCUUCAGACUAGAAAGUGACCUUCAGCUGGCUUACUCUUUCCGUAGUGUUUCUCGUGGACUAUGACAUUGUAGUUGUAUGACUCAUACAACUUUGAUGUGUUUCUGCUGUAGUGUAAUCAUAUUUGUUACUUAACAGCUUCUUCAUGGGAAUGCAAGUUUUAUAUUAAAAAAUACUACUCAUUUGUAUUGCAGUACAUUAUGAAUUUGUUAUUUAUAUCCUUCGUAAUUUUCUUGAUUAUUUAGCCCAGUGAGAUUUAAUUUUCUCUUUAUCCAUGUAUUCUUUGCUUCUAUAAAUAGCAUCUGUUGCAACAGCAAUGACAUGUCAAGAUAACCAUUUGAAGCAGUAUAUGGCCUGAAUUACAAAUCUCUUCAUCACAAAAUUGUACACAACCCUUGACCCUUUAUGCUUUCAGUUUAUUGUAAUUUUCCAUUUGUGUCAAAACCUAAUGAUAUUGAUGACUAAAUACAGACAAAAUGGUAUAUUUCUUUUCAUAUGAACAGUUUCACAAAAGCCAUUUGCCUAGUCAGUGAAAGAAAUACUACCUUGUUAAAAGAAUAAUUUUCCUGUAUCCAUCCACAGUCUGUUCUCUCUUUCUCACUUCCUUUUCCUCUCUCCUUUUCUCUCCCUCCUCUUCUUUCCCUCUCGUUGUCUCCCUGGCUUUGUGGAACCCAACCCCUGUGCCCUUCAGCUGUUCUGGAAAUUCUGCACUAAACAAAGAACACGUCAAAAAACCCCAAGGCGCCUCUUUGUGCAGCCUGUGGUGUUGCCUAUAGAAACUCAUUACACUCACCUGUCAGGUCUCCCUUCUGUCCACAAGUGUAGGGUGGCCAGGCCGGAGUAGGUGGCAAGGGAUGCUGCUUCAUCCCUCAAGGCACUGUGUGCAGACUGUCCUGGUCUCCAAGGGCAUUCAGAAGACUGGUGUACGCCCAACCCUCCUACCACUAUAGUAGUGGGAGAGCACAAAGGAGGCAAUCUUUUAGAUACCUUUAGGGGCUGAAGUAAUGAAGAUUUGUUUUUUCUAUUAGGGAAGGUGGUACGGGGAUGUGUAGUAAGAAAAUUAUCAAAUGUAUAUAUCACCAGGUUCUUCCCUCAGAAGAACUGGCUCAGAAUGCUUAUAUGCCCAUACAAACAAAUAUGCCCAUUAUGCUGCAUCUCAGCCCAGUUGAACUUGGUCUUACAUCGUUGGUGGUAACAAAACCAGCAGUUUUUGAAGCCAGCAGCACUGAAUCACAAAAUGCAGUCCCAUGCUUUGCCCCUGUCUUGAAGGCUCAUUAGAAUGUGUUCCACAGUAAUAGGAAUUCUUUCUUAGAACACAUGAACUCCUUGAAGUUGAUAACUCUUAUUAGGCUAGGCCAGGCUCUGCUGGUAGACACCCAGAAACCUCCAGGGCAUUAAAAACAAGAAUUUCAUUACUCUUACUAAGUCCAGGGCAGGCAUCCCAGGUAGUAGUGGCUCUGCUCUGUGCAGGUUUUUGUAGGACCCACCCAGGUGAAGGGAGAUUUUGCUGUCUUUAAAAUACAGCUCAGGUGGCUGUGGUCUUUAUCAUCCCAAGCAGUCAAAAUGGAAAAGAGCAUGGAGGAACAUUCUUGGGAGAUUUUAAGGCUAAGUCUGCAAGAGGUACUUAGGAAAUACUUCUGUCCCCCUUCCGUUUUUUUUUUUUUUAAUGAAAAGAUUUAGUUGCAGGAUCAUACCUAACUGAAGGAGAGGCUGAGGAAUGUAAUCUUGCUAUGUGCUCAGGAAGAAAGGGAGAUUAGAGAGGUAGCAAUGACUUUAUCUUACCUUCAUUUGUAUCCCUAGUGUCUGUACAAAGUGAGUUCCUGAGGAAUGUUAGUAGAAUGCACACACGUGGCAGGAGAGGGAAGGAUACAUCCAGACCCAACACUGGUUGUCUUCCUUAUGGACUUUACCAUUAUUGGUCUUCAAGAUACCAGAGUUUUCAAACUAUGUGUUGUGCGUUCUCAUGGAGUUUAUAUUUUAUCUGGAAAAAAUGGGCAACAAACAAGUAGGGUAAGAGCUACAAAUUGAAAAAGGGUGUUAUGGAAGUUUAUAUAAAAAGGAACGUGAGAGCCUGGAUGGUACAUGUGACCAGGAGGGUAAGAAUAGAGGUUUCAGAAACAGAUGGAACCUCUCAGAUAAAUGCAGACAGUUUUUAAGCAGUGCAAGGGAAAAUAGGACUGGCAUUUACCUCAACAAGAGGUUAUUUGUUAAGCCGUCAGUAUAGAUUCUGGGUCUCAUUUUCUUUUUGUAUGGGGCACAGUUUAUUAAUCUUGGCAAGAGGUUUUUAGAGAGAUGCUAUAAAUCUCCUUAAAUGAGUUUCUGGCUAGUAGACAUCUGAUUAUUCAUGUUAACCUAAAAAUUAAUCUUUGGAAAGAUUGAUGCCAUCAGAAAUCUUUGUGUUUUGUUGUCACUGAUGUGUCCCUUCUCUAAAAUUAUCAAUAAUAAUUAGUUACUUGGGUGGAGACCAUAGGAUAUAACCAGAACACAUUUAUGUCCCAAAAGAACAAUCUGCUAGAUUCACAAAAAUUACAGAGCUGUCACUCUGUGGACUGUCUUUCAAACUCUAGCUGUCUGUGUAAUAAGUUCUAAGCAUGAGUCUCAAUAUAAUAAAUGGCAUUAGAAACCAGCAGAUUAUUGGUUAACCAUUGAUUUACUAUUUUAAGAACAAUAUUGUACGGAGUAUUCUAAGGCUUUUCAUAUCCUUGACUCCAGGAGGAGAAAUAGCUGUGCACAUAGCCAUCUAAUUGUAAUAUGGCAUCAAGUCAUUUGACUGUCCUUCAUAAUCUUGAUUCUGCUGAUCCUGGGAGAGUAAGAUUUACCUUCUAUGCUUUUUACUAAUAUAUGAAAAAUAUUGGUAUUUAAUUUAAAACUGGGGGUCUACUGUCAUGCUAGAGCAGAAAGAUGAGCCCCUUCCCUGUGAUUACAGCACAGUCGUAGUGACCGGUUGAAGUGGUGACCUGAAGAAACAGGCCCAUGAGUUUUCUUGGGCAGGGAGGGCUCCCUCAUUCAUAAUAUGAAAACAGAAUGGUGGUUUGGGGGCAAAGCCAUGUCAGGAGAGAUCUGAGCAUCCAAAAAAGGGUUUGAUGAUCAAAGGAAUUUUUAAGUUGUUAGCCUUUAAUAAGCUAACGAUGUGAAUUUCCAAAGAGGAAUUUAGUCUCUAGCCUUUCUGAAACUUAUUUGACAAGCAAUAUUGUGCAACAGAAAAUUUGAAAACUUCCCCAUUACAAAAAUUAGAAAUGUUAGCUAAACUAUAACUGAUAACUUUUAAAAGACAGAGCUGAGCUCAAAAGAAAGCAAAAACCAUUCACAGAGGCCAAAAGCCAUGAAAAAAAUAAACAUAACCUGGCGUGGCACUGCCCUGCUGAUGGUGGUAGGGAUAGAGGUGGAGACCUGAUGCCCUAGGUGACCAGAGAGUGUGUUUUAUUGGCUACAUAGGUACAGACUAUGUGGAUAGGCCUUGACUGUGGCAAGGUGGGAAGCUGGAAUUGAGACUUUAUAAAAAUGCUGGCUAUAUCCUCUGUGGAAAAAAAAAAAAAGAAAAUCUCACUAGCG